GGCUCCCGCAAUGGCCGUGGCUGGCUGCGCUGGGAGCUGCCGGGUCCGGGACUGGAGCUGCCAGGGUGAGUUCGCGCCCCGGAGGCUGAGGGCUGGCGCCGCUCGUGCUCUGUGCUCCAGGCUGCUGAUAUCCCCGGCCAGCCCCCGCGGCCCCGCAUCGCUGCCGACGGGAGUGUGGGGAGUCCUGUGCCCUAAAGGACUUCCUCCUCGGAGAAGGGAUAGCGAAAGACUGGAGGGGCGGGAAGAGAAGGGCCCUUUCCGCCUGUCGGGGUCGCGGUGCAGGACAGUGCCAUGCUGCUCUCCAUCCUGGCCGCGCUGUGCCUGUGGCUGCGCCUGGCGCUGGGCGUGCGCGGCGCGCCGUGCGAGGCGGUGCGCAUCCCCAUGUGCCGGCACAUGCCCUGGAACAUCACGCGGAUGCCCAACCACCUGCACCACAGCACGCAGGAGAACGCCGUCCUGGCCAUAGAGCAGUACGAGGAGCUGGUGGACGUGAACUGCAGCGCGGUGCUGCGCUUCUUUCUCUGCGCCAUGUACGCGCCCAUCUGCACCCUGGAGUUCCUGCACGACCCCAUCAAGCCUUGCAAGUCCGUGUGCCAGCGCGCGCGCGACGACUGCGAGCCCCUCAUGAAGAUGUACAACCACAGCUGGCCUGAGAGCCUGGCCUGCGAUGACCUGCCUGUGUACGACCGCGGCGUGUGCAUCUCGCCGGAGGCCAUCGUCACUGACCUCCCAGAGGAUGCCAAGUGGGUCGACAUUACACCAGACAUGAUGGUACAGGAAAGGCCUCUUGACGUUGACUGUAAACGCCUCAGCCCUGACCGGUGCAAGUGCAAAAAGGUGAAGCCAACUCUGGCAACAUAUCUGAGCAAAAACUACAGUUACGUCAUUCAUGCCAAAAUAAAAGCUGUGCAGAGGAGUGGCUGUAAUGAAGUAACGACAGUGGUAGACGUGAAAGAGAUCUUCAAGUCCUCAUCACCCAUCCCGCGAACUCAAGUCCCACUCAUUACGAACUCUUCCUGCCAGUGUCCUCACACACUGCCCCAUCAGGACGUCCUCAUCAUGUGUUACGAGUGGCGCUCACGGAUGAUGCUUCUUGAAAAUUGUUUAGUUGAAAAAUGGAGAGAUCAACUUAGUAAAAGAUCCAUACAGUGGGAAGAGAGACUACGCGAACAGCAGAGGACAAUCCAGGACAAGAAGCAAACAAGUGGGCGCACCAGUCGUAGUAAUCCUCCGAAACCAAAGGGGAAGCCCCCUGCUCCCAAGCCAGCCAGCCCCAAGAAGAACAUUAAAACUAGGAGUGCCCAAAAGAGAACAAACCCCAAACGAGUGUGAGCUAACUGCUUUCCAAAACAGAGACUUCUUCUCAGGGUGAGGCCAGGCGCUGCCCAGACAGCCUGCGGAAGGCACACGCCCCUUGCCUUAACAACUACAGCAUUCUUCAUAGAUACGUCUUGCAGCAUUUUUCCUAAUGAUAUGCUUCAGUUUUUCUUUUUAAGCCACGACAAGCCAUAGUGGUAGGUAUUCCCUUUGGUAUGGAAGGUAUAUGAAAGCUGGUCCAAAAAAGUUUACCGUGUUCAGAGUGGCCUAUGUGCAUACUCUGUGAAAGCUCCAUGUGGAGAAAUAUGCUUUUGUUCUUACAAUUUGACCUAAUGUGUGCACUGUAAAAUAAAUGCCAUAUUACAAAUAAAACACCUAAUUUUUGCACAAUAUGUUUUAUUUCAGUUUGACUUCUGUUGUUAGAAUCUUAGUGAUUUUUAAAAAUGUAAUUGAAAAUAUAAUGCUUCUAAGAAGGUAAGCAAAAGGAAUGAAUGUUUAAAAGAUUUUUAUAUGUUUACUGUUUGCAGAAGAAUUUUUGUGAUGAAGGGGGCCUCUGAACAAUCUAGAAAAGUAGGAUAUGGAAAAUUGUAAUGAGUUCUUUUUUACAGUGAAGAAUUUCUGCUCUGUUUUUAGCUAGAAACUCUAAAAAAUUAAAUCAUAAUAAUGACAAAUAAAUAAAAGGGAAAGACAG
Rhinolophus ferrumequinum (greater horseshoe bat) is the source of this 2008-nucleotide messenger RNA. RefSeq names its product secreted frizzled related protein 4 (gene SFRP4). NCBI's taxonomy places the organism in Eukaryota, Metazoa, Chordata, Mammalia, Chiroptera, Rhinolophidae. The transcript has 6 exons. Gene Ontology annotation, molecular function: Wnt-protein binding. Gene Ontology annotation, cellular component: cytoplasm. Gene Ontology annotation, biological process: canonical Wnt signaling pathway; non-canonical Wnt signaling pathway. The coding region runs from base 292 to 1332 and encodes 346 amino acids. The record is from RefSeq and is a predicted model, not a curated record.